Messenger RNA from Ascoidea rubescens DSM 1968, 924 nucleotides. It is a transcript of the gene MAK16, whose product is annotated as ribosome biosynthesis protein MAK16. The transcript has 2 exons. The record is from RefSeq and is a predicted model, not a curated record. Gene Ontology annotation, cellular component: nucleolus; preribosome, large subunit precursor. Gene Ontology annotation, biological process: maturation of 5.8S rRNA; maturation of LSU-rRNA. NCBI's taxonomy places the organism in Eukaryota, Fungi, Ascomycota, Saccharomycetes, Ascoideales, Ascoideaceae. The annotation marks the transcript as partial.
AUGGCUGACGAGAUUAUUUGGCAGGUGGUAAACCAGAGCUUUUGUGCUUUCAAAUUGAAGACUACAAAAGAGCAGAAUUUCUGUCGUAACGAAUACAACGUCAGUGGGUUGUGUUCAAGGCAGUCCUGCCCACUAGCAAACUCCAAAUACGCUACAAUCAAGCAGAUCGAUGGCAAGUUGUACUUGUACAUGAAAACCGUUGAAAGACAGCAUACUCCAUCGAAGCUCUGGGAACGAAUUCGUUUGUCCAAAAACUACCAGACUGCUCUCAAACAGAUCGACCAGCAUCUACUUUACUGGAACAAAUUCUCCAUUCACAAAUGCAAACAGAGGCUAACCAAGUUGACCCAGGUCAUGAUAACAGAGAGACGCUUGCUCUUGAAGGAAAAUGACCAGGAGAGACAUUUGGUCGGUGUCAAACACAAAAUCAAAAGAAGAGAGGAAAAUAGAGAGAGAAAAGCAUUGGCUGCUGCUAGAAUUGAAAAAGCUAUUGAAAAGGAAUUGCUAAACAGAUUGAAAUCCGGUGCUUAUGGCGACAAACCGCUAAAUGUCAAUGAAGAGAUAUGGAAAAAAGUGCUAAAUCAAGUCAAUGAUGAAAUCGAGAAUCAAAUCGAAAAUGAAAAUGAAAACGAACUAGAAAAUGACUACGACGAGAAUGAGGAUGAAGAAAGUGAUAUAGGAGAAAUCGAAUAUGUUGAAGAUGACGGUGAGCAGGACAUGGUAAAUAUCGAAGAUUUGGAAAAAAUGCUAGACGAUGGUAUAUCUGACCAACACGAAUUGGAAUUAUCCGACGAAGAAGAUGACACCAUAACUAAAACCAAAAGAAAUUCAAAGAAAAGAUCUAAAACCAAAAAUGAUUCUAAGAAAUCAAAAAUACGUCGUAUACCUAGAAUGGAAGUGGAAAUUGAAUAUGAACAUGAUCAA